Capsicum annuum is the source of this 1177-nucleotide messenger RNA. Its product is annotated as GDSL esterase/lipase EXL3. Lineage: Eukaryota; Viridiplantae; Streptophyta; Magnoliopsida; Solanales; Solanaceae. Bases 11 to 1087 code for a protein of 358 amino acids. Gene Ontology annotation, cellular component: extracellular region. The record is from RefSeq and is a predicted model, not a curated record. The transcript has 5 exons. Gene Ontology annotation, molecular function: hydrolase activity, acting on ester bonds.
UAUAUAUACAAUGAUGUCUUCUUGUAUAGUGUUUUUAGUGCAUAGAAUAAUAAUGACUUUGUUGUAUGUUGUUUUUAUUAUGUUUUUUAUUACAUCAUGUGAAGCAAAGUUGCAAAUACCUAAGGACGUAAAUAUUACUGCAAUUUUUGCUUUUGGAGAUUCAAUUGUGGAUCAAGGAAAUAACAACAAUUUAUUGACACUAGCAAAGUGUAAUUAUUUGCCUUAUGGAAAAGAUUUCAUGGGUGGAAAACCAACUGGAAGAUUCAGCAAUGCCAAGACCCCAGCUGACAUGUUAGUUGAAGAUUUUGGAAUUAAGAAGCUGAUGCCAGCUUAUUUGGAUCCAAAUUUAAAUGUCGAAGAUUUAAAAACUGGAGUAAGUUUUGCUUCAGGAGCUUCUGGAUUUGACCUUUUAACCUCUAUUACCGCGGCAGCAUUACCACUAUCAGUACAAUUAGCUCUUUUUCAACAAUAUAUUUGGAAGAUGAAGGGUCUUAUUGGGGAAGAAGAAACAAACAAAAUUGUUAAAAAGAGUCUUUAUAUAGUAGUAGCUGGCAGUGAUGAUCUAUGUAAUACAUAUUACAUGCUCAAAAUUCCAAGGAAGAUACAGUACAAUGUUGACUCAUAUACAAAUCUUAUGGUGGAUGGAGCUUCCAAUUUUGUCAGCGAUUUGUACAAUAUGGGAGCAAGAAGAAUUUGGAUAUUUGGUCUUCCACCAAUAGGGUGUUUGCCAUCACAGAGAAUGCGAGCUGGUGGUCUACUUAAAAUUUGUGUGGGCGAAUACAACCGAGCCGCACUAAUGACCAAUGCCAAAUUGGCAUCUAAAAUUGAUUCAUUAUCCGGAAAAUUGCCUCAAUCGGAGCUUCUUUACAUCAAUAUUUAUGAUCCUUUACUCGAUCUCAUUGUCAAUCGCGAUAAAUAUGGUUUUGAAGAAGCAAAAAGUGGAUGCUGCGAAGGAAGGAACCAAUUCUUAUUAUGCAGCAACAGCACCGGAACAUGUGAAAAUGACGCAAAAUAUUUGUUUUGGGAUGGUUAUCAUCUUACUGAGAAAGGUUAUAGGGUUCUCCUUGAUCAAAUUUUCAAUAAAUAAUUUAAUAAUUAUCAAGAUUAUAUUAGGUUAUCUAGUUAAUAAAUAUUGGAUUGAAUAAAGAUAAAAAAAUAAUUUAAAAUAAUUUUUUAA